GUUGGCACCACUGAAAAAGGAUCCAUCACACUCAACCUGACUGUAAACCAACCGCCUGGCCAUUCUUCAAUGCCUCCUGCCGAGACUAGCAUUGGGAUUCUUGCAGCAGCUGUAUCCAGGUUAGAAAACAAUCCAAUGCCAAAUAUGUUUGGUGAAGGUCCCGAGGCUUCCAUGUUUGAGCAGCUCUCAAGAGAGUUUUAUUUUCCUCUGAAUGUCAUGAUGGCAAAUUUAUGGCUGUUCUCUCCAGUCAUUAGCAGAGUUCUAGAAAAAACUCCAUCAAGCAAUGCUAUUGUGCGAACAACUACUGCAAUAACCAUCUUUAAUUCUGGAUUAAAGUCCAAUGUGAUCCCACACAUGGCGAGAGCUACAGUCAAUUUCCGUCUCCACCCAGCUCAAACAGUUGAUGAGGUUAGUGCAUUG
Messenger RNA from Staurois parvus, 420 nucleotides. The record is from the annotation of a GenBank genome assembly. NCBI's taxonomy places the organism in Eukaryota, Metazoa, Chordata, Amphibia, Anura, Ranidae.